GAUGCCCCAUUAGAGCUCGCCGCGCCUGGCUUUCGGCUGUUUCCGGCAGUUAGCUCGCUCAUCGCCGAAACGAGAAGCUCUGCUCUCCAGCGCCAAACCGGCCACAAGACCAAUAGAAAUUGCUUACAAAGCAUAAACACAGUAUACUGCCCUGAAACGCUUGACAAUCGACCACAACUCAGGAAGGUUUAGACGUUCAGCCCACAUGGCUUUGUUACCAGGCUGGGACAGCGACGCGGUCAUCCCGCGAGGUGUUAUCGAUGACGAGAAAGCGGACCUACCGCAAGAGCCAAAGGGCUAUUUCGCCAGGUUGAGCUCACACAGGACGAGCGGUGGCGGAGGCGCCGGCGCAGGGGACGCCCACGGCCCCUCCCUGUCGCGCGCGUCGGCCCCUGUGCACGUGGCGCGCUCCGCCACCAUGAGUGCGGCCGCCGCCGCCGCCGCCAUCGGCACCAAGGGCAUGCCGCCGCCAAUGAGCCGAACCAGCUCCAUGCCGUACGGCAGCCCAGGCUCCCACGCCGCCGCCUCGGCCGGGCUGCUGCAGCCCCACAAGUACCAGGUCACCGACUGGGCCUCUGAGCUGGCAACCCUGGGCGGCGGCAAGCACCCGCCCGCCAAAGGCGGCGCGCCCGCGGAGCCGCACCAGGGUGGAGGCAAGCACCACGCAGGCGCAUGGUGGCGCGCCCUGGAGAUUGGUCAGCUGAACGAGCGGCCGGAGUUGGAGCCGGCCGGCGGCGGCAAGCACGGCGCCGCGGGCGAACACGCCGCCGGCGCGCACGCCAGCUCUUUCAUGCCGCAGCUGCUGCCCAACAAACAGAAGCUGGACUUUGGCGCAGGGGGCGGCGGAGCGGGCGCCAGUGAGGGCGAGCGCAUCUGAGUGAGCGGGCGGGCGGGCUGUGGGCGGGGCGGCUGGGUCGCCUUAGCUUGUGGAGACAGUGGACGCGGUGUCAUGCCCGAGACGGUCAAGGACGGUAGGUCCCCGCUGUCAAAGAGGCGUAGCCAACCGGUAGGGCCCGGGGUGAGGCGGCGGGACGGAAGGGACGGAAGGGACGGAAGGGGCGGAAGGGAGGCUGCCAUGGUGGGUGGAAGCAGCGUGGGGGCGCAGUGGCUGAGAUGGCUCCGUGCGGCCGUGCUUGGGAACAGCUCGGUGUUGGCGUGGCCGGCAGUAGAGUGGGGGCCGCGGCGGACUCAGUGAUGCGACCUGAGGUGGAAUGAGGCGGGGCUUGUCCGCUUUGUCGGUGGGUGCGCGUUGCGAAGGGGCGCUCAGGCUUGUUAGGGGCUGCCCGCCAGUGAUCCCUUGGGGCCCAGUGGAACUGCUGGAGGUGCAGGGGGACUGAGGUGGAGGCGGAGGCAGCGCGCGCCGAGACGAUGCAGUCGGUUUGUUCCCAUGUGUGAUGGCGCCUGGGGCGUGAUUGGAAGGCGGGGUGCGAAGCCCCAGAUGGAUGGGGCACUGCUGCGUAUUGCUGUUGCGUGUUUGCAAUUGGCGCACAUAUGAUAAGCAGGGCGGACUGGCGGUGCAUCACACACAGGAACGAUUUUGUCACAGCAGUUCAAACAGAUCACCCCCUGGUUAGUUCGUGAGGUUGGGGGCCAUUGCCUUGUGUUGUUUGUGUUGUUGCCUUGUUGGCGUGGUUUCAACGGUAUAGCUUAGGCGCGUGCUGACGGGUAUGCGAUAUAGUGCAUGCCGCAAGCAACGCAUUAGGUGCCUCACCUGGUUGCAUGUGUGGUGACAAGCUCACGAGCCCUACGCACACCCAAGUUGCAUAUGAAAUACUGCGGGUGAAUGAUGAUGCCGCCCAAAGAAUGGGUGCGCGGCAGGCUGUAAAGAAACAGGCUG
Messenger RNA from Chlamydomonas reinhardtii, 1837 nucleotides. RefSeq lists its product as uncharacterized. Lineage: Eukaryota; Viridiplantae; Chlorophyta; Chlorophyceae; Chlamydomonadales; Chlamydomonadaceae. The transcript is spliced from 6 exons. Bases 206 to 877 code for a protein of 223 amino acids. The record is from RefSeq and is a predicted model, not a curated record.